Physella acuta is the source of this 897-nucleotide messenger RNA. Its product is annotated as tumor necrosis factor receptor superfamily member 10C-like. Gene Ontology annotation, molecular function: protein binding. The record is from RefSeq and is a predicted model, not a curated record. NCBI's taxonomy places the organism in Eukaryota, Metazoa, Mollusca, Gastropoda, Physidae.
CCAACUUUCAAAACGAAAUUCAUGUGGACCCUGAUAUGCUUUAAAUGAUUAAAACACGACAUUAUAGUAACAAGCUGUAAGAAUCUUGCAAGGGGAACAAAAAUGCCAACCAUAUCUAUAAAAUUGGGAACAGCACUGUUCUUCCUACACUGCUGCAACUUGCUGUCUGCCAUUGUUUCUGGAAUCUCCCCCCACCACGAGUCUGACCAAAGCUUUGGCACCUGUGAUCCGGACGUUCCCUCCAGGGCGCUGCCUAAGAAGGUCACACUUCGAGUUCUAACCCCGACCGCGGUCAAGUGCCCGGCGGGGGAGUUUCUGGACACCGUGACAUCACAGUGCCAGACAUGUGGGGAGGGAUACUUCAUGACAGCCAUGAUGGCGGCGAGUGGUCAACACACAGAAUGUGAAAAGUGUUACCAGCUCGACACAAUUAAUGAACGACUGGUGACACCCUGUAACUCCACACGGGACGCGGAGAUUCUCUGUACCGACGGAUUCUACCGCCACAAGACUGAGGACGGUAAAUGCUACUUCGAGUGUCUGGCCUGCUCACUGUGUGGCGUUGGGGAAAGUUUGGGCCUCAACUACCCGGCACGACCGUGCGCCGGGUACACAGACGUGAAGUGUUGUCGACACGCAGAUGACGUCAUAGGGGAAGAUGGGACGUGUGUCAGAGCGGAGCAAACACUCAACAGUACUCACGAAGAAAUCACUAAAUUGCCUGAUAUUUUAUUAUAUGUAGGAAACACCAUCACUGAACCUCCUAAAGGGGCAGCUAAAGAAACGCCAAAAAAUGAAGUUUCGGCACCAAAAGCCUCUGCAUGUAUAGUAGGCUUUCUUAUUGUAUUCACAUCUUUACAUCAUAUUUGAUGUGUCGUGUACAUUCGCUGGCACUAG